Messenger RNA from Numida meleagris (helmeted guineafowl), 7355 nucleotides. RefSeq names its product tetratricopeptide repeat domain 39C (gene TTC39C). The record is from RefSeq and is a predicted model, not a curated record. Gene Ontology annotation, molecular function: protein binding. Gene Ontology annotation, biological process: cilium assembly; otolith morphogenesis. Bases 3960 to 4760 code for a protein of 266 amino acids. The transcript is spliced from 10 exons. Lineage: Eukaryota; Metazoa; Chordata; Aves; Galliformes; Numididae.
UGUGGCUUUAAUGUUUGUAUGUAUUUUUUGCAUGCUCUCUUAGUAGUGAAGCCUGAUCUUAACGUGGCAAGGUAACUGUUCACAUCAAUUAAGUUGAUUGUAUGUUGAGAAAGAGCAUAGUUCCAUUUGAUUCAAAGGGUAGGUGUUCCAAGAUGGGUACACUUGUGGAGGUAUUUUUCUACCAUUGUAUGUGUAAUAGCAUCAUAAAUGAGUUGAAUUGGUACAGAUUUCAGCUUUCCCUUUAUUUGUAACCAACCUUACAUUGAGUGGAAUCCUUUGCGUGUUCCCAUAGAGGCACUAGAGCAGUUGGUACAAAGAUGAUUAGCAUCUGUGUGCUUUGUGUGGCCUGUGUGAUAAAAGAGGUUAUAAAGGGCUGAAGCCCAGGCCACCUGAGGAUAUCUGAGUGUCCCAUAUGCAUUGUGUUUGUGACAACACAGAUGACAAGAUGCCAGCCAAAGUAAUUUUAAAUGAAGGAUGUUCAAGUUUGAACUGCUGAAUCAGUUCUUACUCUUUGGUCACCAAAGUGUGUCCUUGCAUGCCAAGGAGGUUAAUCCUGUCUUACUGAAUACAAACCUCCUUGUCUCAUCUGAAAAGCUGUUUAUAAGGUUCUCUUAUGCACCAUCUUAAACAUCGUGGAUGUUCCUUCAUCCACGAGCUUACAGAAAAGGUGGUCAAGCUUCACAUGCAAAGGGAAAGUAUUUCUAGGUUCUCAUGAAUAUUAGUGAACACAGAGGGUGGUGACGCACUGGAACAGGUUGCCCAGGGAGGUUGUGGAUGCCCCAUCCCUGGAGGCAUUCAAGGCCAGGCUGCAUGUGGCUCUGGGCAGCCUGGUCUAGUGGCUGGUGACCCUGCACACAGCAGGGGGGUUGAAACUCGAUGAUCAUGAUGGUCCUUUUCAACCCAGGCCAUUCUAUGAUUCUAUGAACACCAAGAGGUGGCAGCCAGAGCAGCCUAUCAAUGAAAACCCUGCUGGCCAGCUGAAAGAUAUCAGGAAAAUAACACUCAGAUCCUUUGAAACAUUAAAAUCUUCCUGUGGAGGACAUAAUUAUUUCUGUAAGAAAUUCAGGCUGUGUUUUUGAUUGCCAUAUCAACAUCUACUGCUGCAGAAAGAUUUUCUUAUCAUUUUUGAUGAUGAUGAUGUAAGUUUUUGCUUUCUUUUUUUCUUCUUUUUUACCUCUCUCCACCCCCACCCCCCCAGCUUUGUAACUGGGUUGGGUACUAUAACUGAGUGGUGUUUGUUCCCUUUCUCUCUCGUCUGCUGCUCAGAGAACUAAAGUGGGUAGUGGAGUACUGCAGAGCGUGCAGUAUAUUUGGGUUAUUCUACUGAGGAAAAAAUAAACCCGAAAUCUUUAGUUAAAAUUCAAAGCAGUUAAAUGCAGUGUCAGUGACUGUUAGUUACUGCCAUCAUGACACAAUUUAGCUAAAUUGUUAGGUCGGUUAUUUUAGUUUUUCCGAGUGUGUUAUCUUUCUGAUUAUGUCUAAACAUCUUGUUUUUAUGGAGAUGUUUCUGUACUGAAAUAGCAGCCAGAUUAUUGAAAUGAGUUUCAUUUCAAACCAAUACAGAGACAAAUUCUACUGAUCAGUGGCUGAUGAGUGAAAACUUUCUUGUGUUUUUCUUCCUGGAACAUUUUGACAAGAAGCAUAUGAUGACAUGCGAGCUGCUUUCUCAUAUGCCUAACACAUUUUCAAUUUUCCUCUCCACCCUCAUGGAUGUAACAAAAAUAGUUUCAUCAAAAAGUUAGUGAUGCAGCAGCUUGCAUUAGCUUCCAGCAGCAAUAUUGAACUACCUUUUCUUAACUGCUGUCAUGGACCUGACAGCUACUUUGAGAAGUUUUUCCUGAGAAACCCCAGCUCUGUGAUUGGGCUUGAUUUCUUUCUUUUUUAUGUUUAAAAGCAUCAUAAAUUCAGUUUUUCAUUGCGUUAGGUUAUUCUAUCUGAGCGUAUCCCAUCUGUUAAUCUUCCAGUCUGAAUGAGCUGUUAGUGGUAGCACACUGGUGAAGGUAAAGCCUCAAGUUACACUGUUUCCCACUCCCAUCAUUUCUGUUUGAUGCAUGUGCCUGAAUGCAGUAGUUUUUCAAAGCUAUUAACAGUAACGUGAUCUGUAGGAUGGAUAAAAUGUGUUGGUUUUCUCAUUAUUUGUCCAUUGCGUUGCUAUAAAAAGUUGUGUGAGUAUUCAUCUUGUGGUGAACCACAUAACUGAAAAGAUCCUGUGCAGCCAAUAAGUGACCUAAUUGCUGAGAACUGGACUAAUGUAAGUCUCAUAAUGCAGCUGAAUCAUGGCAGAGAUUUGCGUUUAUUCUUGUAACAGCUUAAUACGGAACUCAAGGUACAGGAUUCAUUUUAUAAAUACUUUCUGUUCAUGCUGACAGCACCCUUCUGUCACAUCUGCGAUAAUAAAUUUUGCAGUCUUUCUCACUGUAAUUUAAGACUAUCAAACCAGCUUUGCAUAAAUAGAAUUGAAAAAGGAGCAGUCUAAUCAGUGAUGAUGCUUCUUCUGGAAUUUAUUUAUUUAUUAUGUCAAAUACGUACGAGGAGUGGCUUGGUAUUCUUAGCAUUUUCCUGUUAUUUGACAUAAGCUGCUAUUUCUGAUGUCAGUUAUAACACUGAUCUCUGCAAACUUGGUGGUGUCUGUUUAGAACACUGCUGCUCUAUCCUUGCUUUUAUUUUUUCGCACUUUCAGUCCUUUAAAACCCCCGUCAGUGCAGUUUGUAAUUCUUGGGGCUCUAACACAGGCAAAAUGCUUAUGUCAGCUUCUGCAGUGAAUGCACGCAGGUACAUUCUGUGUUUGCUUUCUGUUUACCACUUCUGCCGUUGUCCAGGGAUGUGCUGUAACCAAGAUGGGUGCUGUGCAGGCACACAGAUCAGACAUCGUAUUCUGCUGCCCUGUCCUCCUGUAAAGAGGGCGGGGAGGCUGAGGCUUCCCAUUCCAAACUAGGAAUGGUCGAGACCAGAUUUUUAGGGACAUUUAGGUAUCCAGCUUGCAUUUGAAAUUGAAUAAGUUGCGCAACCGAAAAAUAUUUGAAAACACAUUUCAAGCAUUCUUCUGUUUUUUUCUUUCUGUCCAUGAUUUUUUUUUUAAUUAAAUUGUAAGAUGUUGUAUUUCCCAGUUUGGGGGAUGGGGGUAAUAAUGAUGUUGAAAAUCUUAUUGACAGAUCCAAAGGAAGGGUUUUUUUUUUUUUUGUUUGUUUGUUUGUUUUUUUUUUCCAUUUUAAGUAUUUUUCCACAAACUUUCUUUUGACAUGAUUUAGACUUCAGGCAAAACCUCUUUCAAGCUUUUCUUUCCUCUGUUUGCCAGGCAGUAAUUCUGUCUCCAUUCUGUAGUGGGGCAGAAUCCAGUAUUAAGUUGUUUUGGUCUCUGUAUUUCGUCCUGCCUGUUGUAUUGCUGGAUAGCAACAGGAAAGUCCUUCUGUGCUGUGCGCUGUUUUAAGGUCUCUGAAAAGCACUAAAGUCUGUAUUACUCAAUGUGAAAGAUCUCUUCUAAGUGACGCUAGCUGCUCUUUUAUCAAAAUCCUUUAUGCAAUGUUAAUUUUAUGCUGCUAGAGAGCAUCCUAGGAUACAUGAAACAGCAUUUCCUACUUACUGUGUUCUGCUUCUGAAAUACGUUUCUUGAAAUAUUUUUUCCCUUGACGUUUAGCAUACAUAAAAGGUGGAUGGAUCCUCCGAAAAGCCUGGAAAAUUUACAAUAAGUGCUAUACGGACAUUAAUACGCUUCAGGAAAUAUAUCAGAAGAAAACCACUCAGGAAUCCUUGACUUCUGAUGCUGCAAAUGAUAAUCAUGUUGCCGCAGAAGGUGUAACGGAGGAUUCGCUAAACAGACUGAAAGAUUAGCUUUGUUGUGGUACCAUACAGUUGUUCGCCCCUUUUUUGCUCUUGAUGGCAGCGAUAACAAGGCAGGAUUGAAGGAGGCAAAAGAGAUUCUUGCAAAGAAAGAAUCUGCUUACCCAAAUUCUUCUCUGUUCAUGUUCUUCAAGGGAAGGAUACAGAGAUUAGAGUGUCAAAUCAAUAGUGCCUUGGCUUCAUUUCAUACUGCUUUGGAACUUGCAACAGACCAAAGGGAGAUUCAGCAUGUUUGCUUAUACGAAAUAGGCUGGUGCAGCAUGAUAGAGAUGAAUUUCAAAGAUGCCUUUGAGUCCUUUGAAAGGCUUAAAAAUGAAUCCAGGUGGUCUCAGUGCUAUUAUGCUUAUUUAACAGCAGUGUGUCAAGGAGCCACUGGUGAUGUCAACGGUGCUCAGAAUGUGUUCAAGGAAGUUCAGAAGCUUUUCAAAAGAAAAAAUAAUCAGAUCGAACAAUUUUCAGUGAAAAAGGCAGAUAGAUUCAGAAAACAAAUGCCAACCAAAGAGCUCUGUGUCCUGGCAUCCAUUGAAGUAUUGUACUUAUGGAAAGCCCUUCCAAACUGCUCCCUCUCCAACCUACAGCACAUGAGCCAAGCUUGUCAGGAUGUUGAUGAUUCAUCAGCUGUUGGUUUGAGGAAUUUGCUUCUUGGUGCCAUACACAAAUGCUUGGGAAAUUCUGAAGAUGCUGUUCAGUACUUUCAGCAGGCUGCUAAAGAUGAACUGUGCCGUCAAAACAACUUGUACAUCCAGCCAUAUGCUUGCUAUGAGCUUGGCUGUCUGCUGUUAGACAAUCCAGAGACCGUGCCAAGAGGCAAAACCUUACUUCUCCAAGCCAAGGAGGAAUUUACAGGCUAUGACUUUGAGAACAGAUUGCACGUCCGCAUCCAUGCAGCCUUAGCCUCUCUAAAGGAAGUUGUUCCACAGUGACGGACAGGAAGUUGUGUUAUCCAUUCCCACAGUUUCUGCACUUUAGGAUGAAGCAGAAGAAAACGCUGUUGGGAAGACCAGCUUUUCUUCUGAAAACCACUUGUGCCAGAGACACUUUCAUAGUAUGGUUAAAAGUUGGUAUGGCUUAGUAAAAGACUACAAUUUCAACUGAAAGUAAAUCAACCAAGCAGAAGGUUAAGUGACCUUGCGUAUUUUAACUCUUCAGUUUUUAGUUUGUUUAAACCAAGGGGAACACGGUUAUUAGUGACUCAGCAGGCGAGCCUAAAUAAGCACACGGCUGACUUCCACGUUGGCAGAUGGGAUUUUUUAAAAACAUUUUAAAGUAGAUCUAAAUCUAAAAUAUGUUAAAAGGAGACCAUUCCUGUUUUGAUUAGAAUACAAUAAAAGUAGUUGGUGUCAGUGUUGGAGAAGGGAGCGGGCAGAACACUUCUGUUUUGGCUAAUGCUUCAAGAAAAUAAGAGAAGGAAAACCAUUCAGCCACAAAAAGCAGAUCUUGCUGAAUUUCAGAGGUUUAUUUCAGUGGAUUCAUGAUGAAUAAUUUGCCAAAUUUAAGCCUCCCAUCCCCUUUCCAUUAUUUGUUGCUUCCUUUUCAACUCGGCUCAUACUUCUGAUAUAAAUUAAAUCAACACUUAGCAUCUCCGCUUCUGGUACAUUCCAGCCAAAUGCUUUGUUCUACAUGUACUUACGGUGAGAGUGAUUUUUAUUUUCCUCUUAAUGCUCCAACUAGUGCAUUCAAAUAAGUAGGCCACAUACAACGAUUUCACGUGCUUUCCACUGAAGCUGCUAAACCUUUAUCACAGUGACUUUUACAGCUAUUAAAACAAACAGACGAAACAAUACACCCACCACCCACCCCCAACCCUAUUUUUAUAGUUUUACCAAUGCUACGCUAUCUUAAGUCUCUGUAUGAUAUUCCAGAUUUGUGCUGUUAAGACACUGAAAUGCCUCUGAGAGCUUGAAGCUUUCAUCAUGACUGCAUAUCUGUAUUUUUUUUUAAAUACUUGGCCAUCUGUGUGCUCAUUUGUAGCUUUAAAAAAAAAACACCCAAAAAAACCAAAAACAUUUUGUCUAUAGCAUCUCCCUGUGCUGUAUAUUCAGUUAGUAUCAUUAUCGAGAAGGUAAAUAUUUUUUUAAAGAAACUUAUGAAUGGAAAUCUGACCAGGAAGUUAAUUAAAUUAUGUUACUUCGCAAAGCUAAGAAAACUGGAUAUCUUUGGAAAUAAUUCUCUAAAAGCCUUAUCUUUGCUUUGGUCAGGUUGCCUUAAACAGUUCCUUAGCUUAAAUGUUUUUCUUCUUCUAACUUGUUGCAGAAUAUGUUGCCGCGUUACCAAGGUUUUAUACCUUGCCCCACAUCUAACUUUCACUGAUUUGCUUUUGAGGUUGCACCUAAAGCAAGACUGACAUGGAGGAGAAAAGUAAUACUGUAUGUGGUAGGCCAAAUGAAAUUAGUUGCACUCCUAGAGCAGUUAAGCUCUUCUGUGGAAGUUCCUGAAGGAUAGGAGAGGCUUUAUUUUUCUAAAAUCUGGGUGUGUUACCAAUAGUACUCUGUUGACUUUUUUUAUUCAGUUUAAUCAGUAAUAUUCAUGGAAUCAUAGAAUUAGCAAGGUUGGAAAACACCUACAAGAUCAUCCAGUCCAACCAUCCACCUACCACCAACUCCUUUGAAUCACAAAGGAGUGUUCAACCUUUUUUGAAUUGGUCAAUCCAAAUAAGUACUGAACAGAAAACAGCAUCUUGUGUGUCUGUGUGUAUAUAUAUAUAUAGCGAACACUUAGAAUCCAAAUUAUAAUUUUAAAGAAAGGUCUUCAGUGUACUUGAAAUCCUAUUUUGUCCUACCUUUUAAUAUUUUGUGUCAGAGACACAGUCCACUCUGGGUAAAUAGAUAGAAAUGGUGCAUUUAAUGGCAAAAUUCCUUUAAAACACGCUGCUUAAGUAUACCGUGAGCCUAGGCUGUUCAGGACACAAAGCACCUGCAUGUGAUUGGUGUUGGGAUGUCUGGGGUCUACAAACGUGGAGGUAGCUAGCAAACUGUAGUAAAUCUGAUUACGAGGCCUGUUCUCACCAGGCCAAGAGUGAGUCCGGAAAGACACUAUAUAUUCAUGUAACGGUUUAACUCUGUGCAAGUUGCAGCUUUUCUGUGGAUUUAGCAAAUCGUCACUGAAAUGGAACUGUCAUUAUCUGUCAUUUUUUUUUCUCCUUCCGUAGGAGAAUCUCCUGCUUUGUAAAUGUCACGUUUAUUUUUUAGGUUAGAUUGUGCCUGUGAUGAGAAAAACUUCAGCUGUAUUUUGUGCAAACUGAUAAGAUUUUAUACUUUGGAACUCGGAGGCAUGGUCUAAUAGCAAUAAUAGAAUAUGCAUCUUGCUAGUUAACAUGUUAAGAAUAUCUUUACUGAGUCAGGUAUUUUUUGUUGAUGUUGAUGCAGUUUUUAUCUCAAUAUGACUCAUUUCAAAUAAAUAACUAGAAUUUAUAGAUGUCACAAAGUGGCAUAUUUAUUGUGACGUACUGUAAAUGUUGUUGAUUUACAGAACUUGCACUUUUAUAUUUCUGAGUAAAAUUAAAAGAAACGUGGACAUGC